UCCCACCUUGGUAAAGACAACAGCUGCCGCCACCCUUCCCGACGCAUGCGCACUCGUCAUCGCCUGUGAAGCAGACAUGGCGACGUCCCUGAUCUGCGGCCGUUUGACGGCGAGCCUGAGGAAUUCAGGCCACAGGAACACGAUUAGCUCCGCUUCCAAGGUUCUAGCAGGUUCCACUGGCCUGUUUGGGGGCCAUGGGUCCCAGCCGCAGCCCCCCCACCUCCAGCAGCAGCAGAGGAACCUCUCCCUGCACGAAUACAUGAGCAUCGGCCUGCUGAAGGACGCCGGCAUCUCUGUGCCGGCCGGCAUGGUAGCCAGCUCCUCGGACGAGGCCUACGCCGUGGCCAAGCAGAUCGGUUCUAAGGACCUGGUGGUGAAAGCUCAGGUCCUGGCGGGCGGCAGAGGGAAGGGCACAUUCGAGGGCGGACUGAAGGGAGGAGUCAGGAUCGUCUACUCGCCGGAGGAGGCGCGAGAUAUUUCGUCGCAGAUGAUUGGCCGGAAGCUGUACACCAAGCAAACGGGGGAGGCGGGCCGCAUCUGCAACCAGGUGUUCAUCUGCGAGCGCAGGUACCCGCGCAGGGAGUACUACUUCGCCAUCACCAUGGAGAGAUCCUUCCAGGGCCCCGUGUUGAUUGGAAGCUCGCAGGGGGGCGUCAACAUCGAAGAUGUGGCGGCGGAAAACCCAGACGCCAUUGUGAAGGAGCCCAUCGACAUUGUGGAGGGCAUUAAGAUGGAGCAGGCACUCAAGGUCGCGCAGAAGAUGGGCUUCCCGCCGGCGCUGCAGAAGGAAGCGGCGGAGAACAUGGUCAAACUGUACAAUGUGUUCAUCAAGUACGACGCCUCCAUGCUGGAGAUCAACCCCAUGGUGGAGGACUCCUCUGGCAUUGUGAUGUGCAUGGACGCAAAGAUCAACUUUGAUUCCAAUGCGGCCUACCGCCAGAAGAAGGUGUUCGACUUGCAGGACUGGACCCAGGAGGACCCCCGAGACCGGCAGGCGGCCUUGGCUGACCUGAACUACAUCGGCCUGGAUGGAACUAUUGGCUGCCUGGUCAACGGAGCCGGACUGGCGAUGGCUACCAUGGACAUCAUCAAGCUGCACGGCGGGACGCCUGCCAACUUCCUAGACGUAGGGGGCGGGGCCACAGCGCAUCAGGUGACGGAGGCCUUCAAGCUCAUCACCUCCGACAGGAAGGUUCAGGCCAUUCUAGUCAACAUCUUCGGAGGCAUCAUGAGGUGCGACGUCAUCGCUCAGGGCAUCAUCAUGGCUGUACAAGACCUCGACCUCAAGAUCCCCAUUGUUGUGCGUCUACAAGGCACACGAGUAGAUGACGCCAAAGCUCUGAUUGCUGCUAGCCCACUGAAAAUCCUGGCCUGCGAUGACCUGGAUGAAGCCGCCAAGAUGGUUGUCAGACUUUCGGAAAUCGUCUCGCUGGCUAAGGAGGCUCAAGUAGACAUCACCUUUCAACUUCCCAUCUGAAACGCUUGUUCGUGGACAUCCACGCCCCUUUCCGAAACGGACAGCAAACACAACCCCCUGAACCCGUUCUUUACACCCUCGUCCUUCGUUUGUGGCAUGGUGGCACAAAAACAACUUCCUGUAUCCCAAACUUAUUUUUACACCCACUUAAUGCGCACAAACGCACUCCUCGCUCGGCACUAAAUAGAUGCACGCCGUUCAAGUCUUUUGGGUGUAAAAUACACCCGCAAAUGCAUCGGAAUGACUGCAUCUUAGCAUGAGUGUCUCGGCGUGUUCAAGCUUUAAAAUAAAUAAAUAAAUGAGGUGGUGGUGGGGGGGUUAAUGGAAAUAAUAGACCUGUAUGGGGAAGCUAUAAACGUAGAGCAAACAAAUUUAGCUGAAACAACAACAACAACACCGGCAGCAUUUCUUCCAGCUGAGACACGGCCCAGAAUGCGACUCAAUUUCCGCCUCAAUAACGCGACCAUAAACAACAGGAUGGCGGCGCUUUGCCAACGGGUGAUUGCGACGCCGCGUCUCCUCCCCGCAGGCACGCCGCCGCCGCAAUAACCAGGCGGGAGCUUCCAUCGGAGCGCGUUAAGCGGCCAUGAUAUGCCGCGUGCCGUAACGCAUGCCAGAAUAUUCCCAAGAGGUUAGAAGCUGUGAUUUUGUGUCGCGCCACAGACACUCCUCGAGAACUUUGGACUAAAAGUUCAGACCUGAAAGGUUUGGUGUGGCCCUAACGGUUUUCUGGACCCACCCACUCGCAUAGAUCUUACCGCAAUGUAUUAUUCAGUGCUUCUGUAAUGGAACCCAACUUUUUUUUUUUUUUUUUUAAUGAAGAAGCACCCCGGGGGAGGGCGGCAGACAGUCUAAAUGUGGCUUUGACGCAACGGUAAAUCACUUCAUGCCAUUUCCUGCCUUUGCCUUUAUUCUGCUCCGCUCCCUGUGUGUCUCUGUAGAAUUUAAAAAUUAAAACUCCCUCGUGAUUUGAAGGAUGUAGUUUAACCGCACGCACGCACGCUCGCCAAGUAAUGCAUCGUCAAACUGCACGCUCCUAUUUGACGAUCUGCAACAGGUCUGCUGAGCAGACUUCAGCAUCCCGUCGGCGGCAGCUUUGAUCUGGUUUCUCUUCAUCUCGUGUUACGUUUUGGAUGUGUAACGUUACAAGCGCUCCUUUCUGUCUAUGCUAUUUAUUAACAUGUACUGUACGCUCCAUGCCGCCACCAUGCCACGACGGAGGCUACCUUUUUGUGCUACGUCAUUCUGUACAUCACGGUCAGAGUUGGUGCAAGGCCCCACCCACACUCCAUGGCCACACCCUUUUUCACGUGACACGCCACAUUGUGACCUGAUUAAAUCUUGUAAAUACCCAAACCGCCACUCUGUAAAAUAUUUAUGCUGCCCUUAAGGGGUUCAAUAAUCAGAGAAAAAUAAAGACAGGACAUCGGUG
This is a messenger RNA of Doryrhamphus excisus (bluestripe pipefish), 2909 nucleotides long. It is a transcript of the gene sucla2, whose product is annotated as succinate-CoA ligase ADP-forming subunit beta. Gene Ontology annotation, cellular component: succinate-CoA ligase complex; mitochondrion. Gene Ontology annotation, biological process: succinyl-CoA metabolic process; tricarboxylic acid cycle. The record is from RefSeq and is a predicted model, not a curated record. NCBI's taxonomy places the organism in Eukaryota, Metazoa, Chordata, Actinopteri, Syngnathiformes, Syngnathidae. Gene Ontology annotation, molecular function: ATP binding; succinate-CoA ligase (ADP-forming) activity.